AUGGAGCGUAGACGGAAUGCAUUCGCUAUCCCCUCGACACCCCCAAUCUCGUGGUGCCCCCCGUCAGCGGCGCCAACAACUCCUAUUAGUGAUUCCGCAUCUUCGGGAAGAAAAAAGAGACUUGACGAAGAUCCUCUUUAUCGUUCGACAAACCUGUUCGCCAAUCAUAUCCACUUACGCUCCGAUCACGAGACAUUCCCAAGUCACGUAGCUGAGCUUGUCAAGGACAUGCACAAAGACCGCAAAUCCCCAGGUCCGCGUUCCGCUCAACUACCGCAUGAUAUACAAGAUUUAGAAAACCUUGAGAUGGGAACAGCAGAAGUCGUUGUGAAGGUAUACUUUGAGAGCAAUAUUUUCGAAAAGCCACGUGGGCCAGAAGCGAGCAUUCUCAAACGGGUUGACAACCUUCCAAUGUUGCCUCAUGCCGUUCCAUGUACCAAUCCGAACUUCAAGGUCAGCGAUCCGAAACCUGAUAUGAUAUAUGGAUACGGACCCGGGGCAUUUCCUCAGCGAGAACAGUUGACCUCCAUGGGUGAGGAGGCCAUGGCCAACUCCGAAGGCUUGUUGUAUCCAUUCUUUGUCAUUGAAUUCGAGGUAGACCGUCUAUGGGUGGCGACAAAUCAAUGCCUCGGAGCUUCGGCGACUUGUAUUAACAUUGCACAAAGCCUCAGCAAUCGACUGAAGCAGUGCGGAAAUGACCAGGUCCGGAAAUUAGACAGCGCUGUAUUCAGCAUCGCUAUGAAUGGCACGGAAGCACGGCUUUAUAUCUCCUGGAAGCACAGCAAAAUCGAUUACUACACGCGGAAAGUGGACAGCUUUUUGCUUGAAAGACCCGACGACUAUGCGCGGUUCCGCAAAAUCGUUCGGAACAUCAUUGAUUGGGGCAGGAUAGAACGCCUGGGAGAGAUCCGAAGCUCGUUAGACGAUCUUCUCGAGGAAAACUUUGCGGAUAUCGGUAACGCUAAGCCAAAGAGAGAAGCAACGGCAAAGCCACAAGUGUCCAAGGCCCCUCCAGUGGCGACAAUGGUCUUCGAUCCGCCACUUUCCUCGGUAGUUGUCAGGAUUGGUCUUUCGUCGCUCCGGAUCUACCACUCGAGACAAGCGAGUCUACAGAUUGUGACUACCACGGAGCGUACGCCGAUGAUAGACCUGACCAAGCGUAAUGUCGGACGAGUGUCCCGGCGAGCAAUCAGGAAGGAAAUUUUCUACAGAAUAUCGCUGCGGACGCUGCUCAUCUUCCGUCUUCCUUUGAAAUUUCCAGGAUGA
Messenger RNA from Drepanopeziza brunnea f. sp. 'multigermtubi' MB_m1, 1266 nucleotides. RefSeq lists its product as uncharacterized. Lineage: Eukaryota; Fungi; Ascomycota; Leotiomycetes; Helotiales; Drepanopezizaceae. The record is from RefSeq and is a predicted model, not a curated record.